This is a messenger RNA of Anthonomus grandis grandis, 1931 nucleotides long. It is a transcript of the gene CCT5, whose product is annotated as T-complex protein 1 subunit epsilon. Gene Ontology annotation, biological process: protein folding. The transcript is spliced from 10 exons. The coding region runs from base 121 to 1749 and encodes 542 amino acids. Lineage: Eukaryota; Metazoa; Arthropoda; Insecta; Coleoptera; Curculionidae. Gene Ontology annotation, cellular component: chaperonin-containing T-complex. The record is from RefSeq and is a predicted model, not a curated record. Gene Ontology annotation, molecular function: ATP-dependent protein folding chaperone; ATP binding; ATP hydrolysis activity.
UUAGUUUUGACAUUUAAAAUUGUAGAAUAUUCAAGGUUUUUGUGAAUAAUCGUAAAUAGCAAGAGGUGAAAAGUAUCCGUAAUCAUCCGGACGUUAAAAGGCUUUUUCUCAUAAAUCACCAUGGCGGCGUUCCCUGGAAGUAUCGCCUUCGACGAAUACGGCAGACCUUUUAUAAUCCUGAGGGACCAAGAUAAGCAAAAACGUCUAACCGGAAUCGACGCCCUAAAGUCUCAUAUUUUGGCCGCAACCCAAAUCGCAAACACCGUUCGAACUUCAUUGGGGCCCAAGGGCCUUGACAAAAUGAUGGUGUCACCUGACGGGGAUGUAACAGUUACCAAUGAUGGAGCCACCAUUUUAAAACUUAUGGAUGUCGAGCAUGAAAUUGGCAAAUUACUUGUAGAACUGUCACAGUCUCAAGACGACGAAAUUGGUGAUGGAACUACCGGUGUAGUAGUCCUAGCGGGUGCCCUGCUGGAACAGGCCGCCGCCCUAUUAGACAGGGGCAUUCACCCGAUAAGGAUCGCCGAUGGGUUCGAAUUGGCAUGUCAGACUGCCGUCAAUCAUUUAGAAAAGAUCGCGGAACUGUUCCCGGUGUCGGCCACCAAUAAGGAGCCUCUUAUUAAGGUCGCGAUGACCACAUUGGGCUCGAAGAUCAUUAACAAGUGUCACAGACAGAUGGCGGAGAUCGCCGUCGAUGCUGUGCUAGCCGUGGCCGAUUUGGAACAGAAAGAUGUCAACUUUGAGUUGAUCAAAGUGGAAGGAAAGGUUGGAGGUAAACUGGAAGACACAAUGCUAGUCAAAGGGGUGGUAAUCGACAAGACCAUGUCACACCCACAAAUGCCCAAAGAACUGAAAAAUGUCAAAUUGGCAAUUUUGACUUGUCCGUUUGAGCCCCCCAAGCCAAAAACGAAGCAUAAGUUGGACGUUAAGGAUGUCCAGGCUUUCAAGGAACUGAGACAGUAUGAGCAGGACAAAUUUAAGGAAAUGGUUGAUUUGGUGAAGAAAGCAGGUGCGACUUUGGCCAUUUGUCAAUGGGGAUUCGAUGAUGAAGCUAACCAUUUACUGUUGCAAAACGAUCUUCCUGCUGUCCGUUGGGUGGGCGGUCCCGAAAUCGAAUUAAUCGCGAUCGCAACCGGCGGUCGAAUCGUACCGAGAUUCGAGGAAUUGAACGCGGACAAACUGGGCUCGGCCGGACUGGUCCGCGAGUUAUCUUUCGGCACCACCAGCGACAAAAUGUUGGUUAUCGAGGAAUGUUCCAACUCGAGAGCCGUCACCAUUUUGGUUAGAGGUGGUAACAAAAUGUUGGUGGAAGAAGCAAAGAGGAGUUUGCACGAUGCCUUGUGUGUAGUCAGGAGCUUAGUGCAAGAGCCCAGAGUGGUUUACGGAGGUGGUGCAUCGGAAAUAGCAUGCAGUCUAGCCGUUGCUGCUCAGGCAGACCAGUUGGCUUCCCUCGAGCAAUAUGCUUAUAGAGCUUUUGCAGAAGCUUUGGAAGCUAUUCCUUUGGCGCUCGCUGAGAAUAGCGGAUUGUCUGCUAUUCAUUCGCUGGGAGAAGUUAAGGCGAAGCAAUCGUCCUCGGGAGAUCCAGCUUUAGGAAUCGAUUGCAUGUUCACGGACAACCUGAACAUGCGGGAGCAACACGUUAUCGAAUCUCUAAGAUCUAAACGGCAACAGCUUCUUUUAGCCACCCAACUGGUGAAAAUGAUCUUGAAAAUCGACGACGUGCGAUCUCCCAAUGACCCUCAAGGUUAAAAGCUUUAAUAGUUCGUUUUUUCUAAAUAGUAUUUUGCAUUUUGAACCUUAUUAUUAAUAAUGCUUUCAAGUAAUUAUUCUAAUCAUACUGAUACUUAACUCUCGUUUCGUUAUUCACCCCUCAUUUUAUGGCUAUUUGCGAUUUAGUCACUAACUAGUUAAUAAAGUUUUUUUAAAAAGAA